Molecule: messenger RNA, 3301 nt
Organism: Schistocerca cancellata (South American locust)
Lineage: Eukaryota; Metazoa; Arthropoda; Insecta; Orthoptera; Acrididae
Product: E3 ubiquitin-protein ligase HUWE1-like
Exons: 18
Coding region: 131-3301 (1056 amino acids)
Biological process (GO): protein polyubiquitination; proteasome-mediated ubiquitin-dependent protein catabolic process; positive regulation of protein catabolic process
Cellular component (GO): nucleus
Source: RefSeq, a predicted model, not a curated record
UGAUGGUGGAUUUGAGUAUGUAGAUGUUGUUGAUAGAGUUGGUUGUGCAGACGGGGUUUGGUGUCUCAACAAUGAUUCAAAAUUUCUAGAUUUUAAAUAUCUGCAACUGUAAAAAUAAAAAAAAGCCAAGAUGAAGAUUGAUAAAGGCAGACUGAAAAAAAGUUCAUCGGAGGUGCCACCAGACUGCCAAGCACUAAUUGAUAAAUUGCGUACCAGUAAUAGAAAGGAUUUAUUUUACGUUCUGAAAGGAAUUGAAACGUGGAAUUUUGGAAAAUGUGAACUAUAUCACUGGAUUGAUGUCUUGGAUGUCUUGGAUGACAUACUCGAAGAGAGUGCCAAACGUGAAUCAGCACGCAGUUGGAUAUUACGAAUUGAUUUGCCUGAGAUGGAAUGGGAAAGACAGUUGUUACUGAGAGUGUUGAAUUUUACAACAUUAUUGAUAGAACACUCCUUUUCUCGGCACCUAUACAACUCAGUGGAACACUUAAUCUCACUCUUAACAUCAUGCAACAUGAGUGUUGUGCUUGCUGUUCUAAAUUUGUUAUAUAUGUUCAGUAAAAGAAGCAAUUUCAUUACACGCUUGAGUGCUGAUAAAAAGAAAUCCUUGUUAGCUAGACUGAAUCGCUUGGCUGAGAGUUGGUGUGCGUAUGAUGAAGGAGUUAGUCUUGCACAAAGCUGUCGAAAUAUGUAUCUUGGGGGACGUUCAACAUUACAUUAUGAAUUUUAUGAGCCACCAAAAGGACAUCAGAAGGGAUCUCUGUUGUCAAAAAGUGCAAUUCACAUUGACAAUAUUGAGUGCUUAGGUCUUUCUGCAGCAGCGUUGAUGGAUAAUAUUAUGAAACGUCACCCAACCCUCACAGAAGAGAAACAACUGUUGCUGUUUUCUCGGCUGAGGUUGUACAUAAAUUUUCCAAGCUAUGACACUCGUCUGCUGUGUGUACAGGCCAGACUACAAGCUACUUCUGUGCUGGCAUACACGAAUGCAAUAUUGGAGAAUGCCCAUACUUUACUAUAUAAUGGAUUUUUGGAAGAAUUGGUUGAAGUUGUUCAAUUAUCUGAUCCCAAUUUGACAGAUAUAAGAGCUGCAGCACUUCGUACACUUACCUCCAUUACUCACUUGGACAGACAUCCACAUUUCACAAAGAAACCGAGUGCAAGACUGAAUAUGAUAAUUGAAGUGACAACAGCAAAUUCAUUCCAUGGUUUCUUGCCUACCUUUGUUCGAUCCUGUGUUAGCACGUUAUUGUCAGACCCUCAACUAAAUCGCCCAAAAUGUCCAUUUCCUCUUCCACUCGCAACAGCACUUUUCAGUUUCCUUUACCAUUUGGCAAGUUAUGAUGCUGGAGGUGAGGCACUAGUUAGCUCUGGCAUGAUGGAAUGCUUGCUGAGAGUAAUACACUGGCAUGGAAGAGAGUUAGAACAUAUCACAUUUGUUACAAGAGCUGUGCGAGUUAUUGAUCUUAUCACAAACAUUGACAUGCAAAGCUUUCAAGCUCAUGGAGGCCUUUCCAGUUUCAUAAGUAGACUUGAGGAUCCAAGAAAUUCUCUUUGGCGAGGGAAUGUCCGUGCUGAAGUUCCUCAACCUUCUUCUGCAAGGCAGGGUGGCAGUAGCAGCAGUGAUGAAGAGGAUGAAGAUGAUGCUUCUACAUUGUCACAUGCUCAACAGGAAGAUGGUGCAGUGGGUGAAAGGAUGAAUGUUCCUCUUGUUGAUUACAUUAUCAACGUGAUGAAAUUUCUAGAUUCAAUUCUAACUAAUAAUUCAACAGAUGAUCACUGCCGUGAGUUCAUAUCUCAGGGUGGUAUUCCUCGCUUAAUGAAAAUACUGGAAAUUUCUUACCUACCUCUUGACCACCCAGUCACAUCUGCUGGACAAGCUGUAGCAACUGUCUGCAAAUCCAUUUUGAAUCUUACACAUGAAGGAGAAAUCUUCAGAGUUGGCCUGGAAAAUAUGGAAACUAUUCUUAGUCGUAUGACUGAGCUUCAGUUGGCCACUAUCAAUGCAAAUGGCUCCAUAUUGUUGCAUGAACUGGCAAUACAAGCAAAUGCUGAGGUGGCAUUCAACUCGGUGCAUUCCUUACCUCUCCUCCAUGGAGUGAACAGUAUUCAUGGUUAUGUAGUAAUGUUCCUUAAUCUGAGUCGCUCGAGUCAGAAUGAACUUAGAUCCCUUGCUUUGGCCCACUGGGGUUCUGUGAGGGGUCUGUGUGUCUUGUCACUGCUAAAAAGUCUCUAUAAAGCACUAGUGUGGGAAAGCACUGUACUCCUAGCACUGUGCAGUGAUGAAGUUCCUCUUGACAAAGACUUUGCCAAAGAAGACUUACAGAAGCUAAUGCCCCAAGACAAGGGUGUUGGUGAGCGUUCAUCUGGAAGUGAUAAAGGAAUGACAACAGCAAUGGAAGCCUUAAGUACAAAUGAUACAGAUGCAAGCCAUGAGAGUGGCACUGAACAGAGGAAUUUCCUCAAAGUUCCACCAAAUAUUGUUGCAAAAUACAUAAAACCAUUGCUGCAUGCAUCUUCAAGGCUUGGAAGAGCCCUGGCAGAGCUUUUUGGGAUGUUAGUCAAGUUAAGUGUUGGAACACCUCUGAAACGACGCCAGCGGUAUACGGUCUUGUCGAGGGUUUUGACACCAGCAGCUAAGGACAUUUCAGAGAGUUUGGCAAUGCUGCUUGUUGACUGUUUAAGCUGGACAUCAUUACCUAAAGUUUGUGUACCCCAAUUCAAACUAACAUACUUGAUAUGUUCAGUUGGUUUUACUUCACCACUUCUGUUUGAUGAAAAGAAAAAUCCAUACUACUUGAUGUUGUACCAGUUCUUAAGAUAUGGGGGACACACAGCAUACUUUGAGUCAUUCAGGAAAGCUCUUACAGAUAAUGACAAAUUGCCCAUCAAGACUGCAUUUGAAAAUCCUUUGUUACCUGAGGGGACUGGUGAAUUCCUUGAUGCGUGGCUUCUACUUUUGGAAAAGAUGGUGAAUACAAAGUGUAUCCUUGACUCCCCAUACUCCCACAUAUACAAAGGUCCUGCAGAUGAGGGAUUUGAUCCAGCCAAAUUUCUGUUUGAAGUUCAAAAGUGUGCCACCCAUAAGGCUUCUUUGUCACCAUUGCUGAUCCACAGCAGCCCUGGGAACGAAUUUCUACUGAAACUACAUGUUGUGGUCUUCAGACCACAACAACAUGAAGUUCCAGUAGAAAUUCGUUCCCAAGGCUGCUGUGGAUCAGCAAUGGUGACAAAGAAGCCUUAUGGGUGGCACACUGUGGGCAGGCUGCAAGAACUAGCAGAACGAAUUUCUACUGAAACUUCAUAG